CGCCAUUUUUAAUUCCCGUUAAAAAUAUGCGCACGCAUUAACACGCGACUCUGAGCCUGAACUACGAUGGUGCUGGUGACGUUAGGCCGCGCAGAGUCCAGUGCAGGGGUCCCCAACCCCCGGGUCACGGCGGACCGCUACCGGUCCGUGGCCUGUUAGGAACCGGGCCGCACAGCAGCAGGAGGUGAGAGCGGCAUGAAGUGGAACCUCGCUGACGAGGAGCCUCACUCCAACGUCGCUGGGGAGCGUCGCCCUCGUUGACCUCGUUGACCUCGUGAAAAUGGCCCACCUGACGAGCAGAUAACUUGUCUCCGAGGGCCCGAUCAUGCACAAGCUGUUUGCUCUGGUGCUGGGGAAGAGGGACCUCUCCCUGGCAGGUGACAUCUUCUCCCUGGACGAUGCCGAGAUAGAGGAUGGCCUCUCCGACGCUCUGGAGCAAAUCAAGGUCAUCGUCUCCUCACCGCUCUACCUGCGGAGCGACAACGACCAGGCGGUGGUGGAGAUCUGCAUCACGCGCGUGACGGCCGCGCUGCGCGAGACGCGCUCCGUGGAGCGGCACGCGCCGUCGCUCGCGUCGCUGUGGGGCGCCUGCCUCGAGAGGGCGCUCACGCACGCGCCACGCGGGGACUCGCCGCACGCCAAGGUGGCCGCGGACAUCACCAGCUGCGUACUGCAGAACUACGGGCGUCCGGCCAUGAUGCGCGUGGCCGUGCCGGUGGCGGUGAGGUUCCUGCGGAGGGGCGACGCGGAGGUGUCGAGGAGCAUGUCCAGCGUGAUCGCCCUGGCCGCCAUGGGGCAGGCCCCCCUCCUGGGCCAGCACGUGGAGGCGGUGGCUGACAGCGUCAUCGCAGGCAACCUGGCGCUGCUGCGCGUGCUGCCCCAGGUGUACGAGGUGCGCCCCUCCCCUCUGGACGUGCGGAUCCCGGCGCUGCUGGCGCUGCUGGGACGCCUCACCCCCUCGGACACGCAGCACCUGCACCGUCUGCUCUUGCUUGUCGUUCGACGGAGGCCGGAGGUGCUCUCCGAAUGCGUCCCCCAGCUGCUCCCUCUCCUGAGGAUGGCCGAGCACAGCGACAUCGCCUUCACUCUGCUGGGAGAGCUGGCCGAGAGGGCGCCCGCCCUGCUCGUCACAUCACUCGCCGUCGCCGGAGCAGCUGCGUCGUCAGCAGCCGCCGCAGCAGCACCAGCAGAAGCACCAGCGGUGGCAGCAGCAGCAGCAGCGGCAGGAGCGGCAGCAGCAGCCGAGAGGGGCCCGGCACUCCCGGAGAAUCCCUCGGCCGACCCGCCUCGCGGUGCUUCGGGGGACACCGUCAGGGCUGCCGGAGGCUGCGUAGGUGGCGAUGGAGCCGAGGGAGCGGACGUGGAGGGACGGGGGCUCGACAGGGCCCUGCGCGAGGUGCUGCAGGCCUCCGCGUGGUUUCCCGCACGCACGGGGCAGGCGGCAAGGGUCCUUGGGGUCAUCGGGCGAACGCACCAGGACAGGGCGCGCCAGUGCCUGAACCACAUGGUGUCCCUGCUGUCCAGCACGGAGCACACGUCACACCACGCCCUCCUGCUGGAGAUCAAGAGCAUCACCGACAAGUUCGGCCUCCUGCGCAUCCACGGCCGCGAGGUCUACCGCAUGAGCAACGGCUACGCGGCCAUCGCCUCGCUGCUCGCCGGACAACUCGAGAGGGGCGCCCCUGAGGCGGACAGACCGCCCGCGUUCCCAGGCAGCGAGCGUCCGUUACGCGUCGGCCAGCCGUCCACAGCUGGCGAGGGCUCGGCCCUGCCGAGGGAUCACGGCGAGGGGAACCCAUCGGCUCAGGAGAGGAGCGAGGGGGGUGGCGAGAGCCCCCAGGCACAGACUCGGAGAUACAGCUGCGGGGAGGCACGCAGGGAGGAGCGCCGUGAUCUUCGGUUUCAUAGAUCUAAAAGCCUGGGCCUCUACGCCUUGCGCUCCAAAACCAUUAACUCGGACGACGAGAGGAACACAGAGGACGAUGCAGAGAGUGGACCUCAAGCUGAAGCUCAUGCUGAUCAAUCUGCGGACAAGGUAGACGCCAGUGGACCCUCGGAGGAGCCAGUGGAAAGGAGUGAGGCAGCGCCCGGUGCCUCCGUGGAGGAGCAGACGGACGUCGUCACUGCUCCGCCAGCGAACCAGAAGGCCGAUGGCAGCCCGGCAUUGGCGGAAGAGAAGGACACAAAGCAUGUGGAUGAAUCACACGAGGGAAGCAAUGGGUCUCUUCCCCACCACACUGCACGAGGGGAUGAGGAGGUGGAAAAUGCGACCGAUGGAAGGGACACAAUUGUGGAGGUUGAGACCGUCGUUGAGAUCGAGCCCCAGGAUGGUCUCUAUCGCUACAUGAAGGACAACCUGAAGCACAUACGAGCCUAUUGUGCUGAUGUCACCAAGAAGAUCCCAGUUCCUGAGCGCUGUGUUGUUGAAGAGCUUGCAUCCCGCUGCUUGUUCAAGCUGAGCUUCGGGUGUCCCAAGAAAUCUGAGUACUGCCUCUACUCCAAGUCGCACUUCUCCCUCCCAUCUCGGCAGCCACAAACCUGGCUCCACCUCAUGACCCUCUUCUUACAGAGUCGGUCUCCGUCGCCGCUGUCUGUGCACGAUGCGGUGGUGCGCACGCUGGCCCAGCUGUGGGACAGGGCCCGUCAGAAGGGUGGACUUGCCUUCGAGACGGCCGUCAUCCACUUGCCGCUGCCCUCCGCAAAGGACGUUGAGUUCCUGAGGCAGCAACUGGGAGAGGUGUGUUUUUUCGACGUUUUUGGAUUCGAUGAAGAGGCCGGCAGAUGGGGUUGUUACAUGUGUAACCACCCAGACAAAGCCCUUGAUGUGAACCAGGAGGGAAGGCCGCUCAUGGAAGGGAAGCUCAAGGAGAAGCAGGUGCGGUGGAAGUUCAUCAAGCGCUGGAGAACGCGAUAUUUUACUCUCGCGGGCAACCAGUUGCUCUUCCGCAAGGGGAAAUCGAAGGACGAGGGCGAGGAGUGCCCUCUGGAGCUGAGCAAGGUGCAGAGCGUGCGAAUCGUGAGCCGCAAGCGCAAGGAGCGCGGGCUGCCCCGCGCCUUCGAGAUCUUCACCGAGAGCCGCUCGUACGUGCUCAAGGCGUGCGACGAGCGCGACGCCGAGGAGUGGCUGCAGUGCCUCAACGUGGCGGUGGCGCGCGCGCACGAGCGCCAGAGCCAGGAGACCACCACCUACCUGUGACGAGGGGCACCGUCAGGCUCAUAACGGUGGUGCGCACGUGGCAGAGGCACGUGGCCCGAGGGCUGCCACCUGUCGAUGUAGAAGAAGAAGAUGAAGACAUAUCAUAGGAGGAAGAAUAUGACACUUUGUUGCAAGAGGGGAAAUCAGGACAGAUGGCAACCAUACCUGGGAUGUGCGGCAGGGCCAGAGUGAUAGCUGCGCGGGUGGAGCAGGUGACAGAGCCCGUGCCCGGGAGGCAGUCUUCAAAUUGUGCCGUUAGGUGCCGCAGCUGUGCGCCGACCGGCGAACCUUAAAGUUUGGUUGGAGGCCCUGUGUGUCCCCUGCAUUGGUCCUUCGCGACGGCUAAGCAGCCCGGCUCCACAGCUGCUGAUGUUUCUCUGAGAGGGGACUCACAAGUCUGUGUCAUGUACCAGAGCUAACGAAUGUGUGAGGCUCAGCCGGGUAGGGGGAAGGCGCAGCUAUAUGGCCAAGGGCAUCGCAGAACUUGAGGUCACUUCAUUGCCACCGUGUAGCUUCAAGUUCACUCACGGACUAGUUUUCAGGCCACAUUGAAGACAAUCACACGGUGUUGGCUUCAUCAAAAGACUUGCCUGUCUCAGAUUGACUAUUGUGUCUUGUCCAUCAGGUUUGUGGGAAAUAUAUGGAAUUGGAGGAAUGAUUUUGGGAACAUAAAUCUAUCACAGAUUUUAUUAAAUACGUAUGUUAAGCUUAAAUAAUUUUCCGUUUAAUGUUUUUGGUUUUUAAAUUUUAACAAUAAUGGAUUUGUUCUAUCCAUAUGCUUGCCAGAGUCUGCUUCCUGUCCCACAAUGAUGGGACACAAACGCUCUGCAGUUUGUUUUAUUGGUCGUUAGGGAUUCGUGUGACUGUGAAACUUAAACAGCUGAGCUUUAAAUCCAUGUUUAAAUACAUAAUGUCUCAUUAUAUAUAUGUCGUGCAACUGCUAGUUAUACCCGUUGUGACAAAGAGCACUUUAUUCAAGGGAAGGAACAAGUAUAAACCCCUUUAAAUGAACAAGCGAGCUUUCUCCACUUACAUUAGCUAUGUUAAUUUGUAAUCCACGUAGAUAGCUGUACAUUACAAAAUGGUUGUUGUAUUUUAUUUGCAUAUAUGUCAAUAACACAAUAACUGACAAUAAUGACAGCGUCAAAUGUGUUAUUCUUGAGCAACACAUUGGCUUAUAGAAUCGUGGAUGUUAAUAAUCUUAACGGACUGAUAUCACCAUUGGAACCUCCUUUGCCAGUAUCAAAAUAUGAUCAUUGGUUUUUUACCCUUUUAUCUGGCAACA
Lethenteron reissneri (Far Eastern brook lamprey) is the source of this 4481-nucleotide messenger RNA. RefSeq names its product ventricular zone expressed PH domain containing 1 (gene VEPH1). Gene Ontology annotation, molecular function: phosphatidylinositol-5-phosphate binding. NCBI's taxonomy places the organism in Eukaryota, Metazoa, Chordata, Hyperoartia, Petromyzontiformes, Petromyzontidae. The record is from RefSeq and is a predicted model, not a curated record. Gene Ontology annotation, cellular component: plasma membrane. Gene Ontology annotation, biological process: regulation of signal transduction.